AGCUUCCCCCGUUCGAUGCCCUGCACGUGUCUCCGUCUAUGGUCACCGUCGCUCGCCCCGCAGGCGUCAAGGUCCCCGCGUGCUAUAAAUGGCGCGCGUGCCGCACGGGGCUUGGUUUCAAGCCUCCUCGCGUUUCGCAGGACCAAAAGACAGAGACAAGCGCGCGCUAGAGGAUCAAAUCGCCUUGAGCAGCAUUGGCAGAUUGUUAGGAGGUCGCCGGCCGGAUCGGAGGAGGAGGAAUCAAUCAAGGAGAUGAGCGGCGGCAGCGGAGGGCCGGCAGCGCAGGAGCAGGGCCUGCAGCUUCCGCCGGGGUUCCGCUUCCACCCGACUGAUGAGGAGCUGGUCAUGCACUACCUCUGCCGGCGGUGCGCCAGCCUGCCCAUCGCCGUGCCUAUCAUCGCUGAGGUCGACCUCUACAAGCACGACCCCUGGCAGCUCCCAAGAAUGGCGCUGUACGGCGAGAAGGAGUGGUACUUCUUCUCCCCACGGGACCGCAAGUACCCGAACGGGUCGCGGCCGAACCGCGCUGCCGGCACGGGGUACUGGAAGGCCACUGGCGCCGACAAGCCGGUGGGUACGCCGAAGCCGUUGGCCAUCAAGAAGGCGCUCGUCUUCUACGCCGGCAAGGCGCCCAAGGGUGAUAAGACUAACUGGAUCAUGCACGAGUACCGCCUCGCCGACGUCGACCGCUCCGCCCGCAAGAAGAACAGCCUCAGGUUGGAUGAUUGGGUUCUGUGCCGAAUCUACAACAAGAAAGGCGCGCCGGAGAUGCCGAGCGGCGGGGACCUUGCCAAGUCUAGCCACGUCGGGCAGGCAGCCGUCGGCUCGCUGCCGGAGCAGAAGCCAGCCCUUCUGCCUCCCGCGGCCGCGGCGACAGGUUACGCGCCGCCGCCGUUCUCGGAGCUAGCGGCGUACUACGAGGUCCGGCCGUCGGACUCGAUGCCGCGGGCGCACGCGGACUCGAGCUGCUCGGGGCACGCGCUUGCGGCGGCGACGUCGUCGUGCGGCGGCGAGCGGCCGGAGGUGCAGAGCCAGCCGAAGAUGGCCGAGUGGGAGCGCACGUUCGCCACUGCUGCCGGCCCGGGCGUCAACCCAGCCGGCUCGAUGCUGGGCGCGCAGCUCGACUCGGCGGUGGCGGGGCUGCCCGCCGGCGACCCGCUGCUCCAGGACAUCCUCACGUACUGGGGCAAACCGUUCUGAGAACGGUAGCCGGCCGCAUGAAUGAAUAGUUGGGUUGGGAUGAUCGGGGUGACUCAGCCGAGCCGCCGGAAUUGAUCGGCCGCCUGAUAUAUUUACUGGCCCGGUUGCAUGUUUGGUGUUACACGGUGCAAGUAGUACGGACGGCGGCAAUGAGGCCGUGGAGCCCUGAUCGAGCAGCAGGAGCACUAGCUGCGACGAGAGUUGAACAAAGUCUUUGUGUAUGCAAUAUGAUUUAAUUUGGUGCCAGGCUUGGGUUUUUGUACGUGCAGUAUUUAAUUUAUUUUGUUUUGCUUCUUGAUCA
This is a messenger RNA of Phragmites australis (common reed), 1501 nucleotides long. RefSeq names its product NAC domain-containing protein 48-like. Lineage: Eukaryota; Viridiplantae; Streptophyta; Magnoliopsida; Poales; Poaceae. Gene Ontology annotation, molecular function: DNA binding. The coding region runs from base 16 to 1200 and encodes 394 amino acids. Gene Ontology annotation, biological process: regulation of DNA-templated transcription. The transcript has 3 exons. The record is from RefSeq and is a predicted model, not a curated record.